AUGCGUAGUCACUCUGUUUCAUACUUGUGGAUUUGUAACACACGUUUCGGCAGCCGCCUCACACUCUCAGCAACUAACUAGUUACCCAUUUUUUGUCGGGUGGAACACAUAUAUUAGCUUGAAUGAGCGGUGAACUCUUGAACUUGAAGGAAGGAUUCGCUCCUUUAGCUUCUGAAUUCGAUGAUGCUAAAUUUGGUAACCAGGCGAAAGAUGCCCUGAUCCACAUCCGAAUACAACAACGUAACGGCCGGAAGACUCUUACAACUGUCCAGGGCAUCAAUCCUCAGUACGACUUCAAGAAAAUUGUCAAAGCCUGUAAAAAGGAAUUUGCCUGUAACGGCACAGUAGUGGAGCACCCAGAGUACGGUGAGGUUGUGCAGCUACAGGGUGACCAGAGAGAAAACAUCAAGAGCCUGCUGUGCAAGUGGGGUCUUGCCACUCAAGAUCAGGUCAAGGUGCACGGUUUCUAGGCCUUCUCACCAGACCAAUGUUGCCAUUGUGAACACUCAUUUGUUUUAACUCGCCUUGUGAUGCUAGUAUUAACCCUGUUUUUUAGGUAACCAUGUAUUUACUUCUAGUCGACAACUUCUGUUCUGUUACCUACCACCUCUGCUGGUAUGACUAACUUUGGGCAGCAGACAUGAAGCCAGGUUAAGUGACAUUUUCUCAAGCAAGAACCAUGUUUGUGGCAAGUCCACCUGAAGCUUGUGUAUAUCAUAGAAAGGAGAGCUCAGCCAUUGUCAAGACUUAUUCCUGCAGUGAAAUGGUCAUUCAUGUUUGAACAUCAAAAGCCCUAUGCCAGUUUACAACUCUAUGCCUUUUUAAUAGAUCACUCAAUUGUAUAACUUUGUCAUCAAUAAUAAAGAUUUUUAUAAUGA
This is a messenger RNA of Haliotis rufescens (red abalone), 878 nucleotides long. Its product is annotated as eukaryotic translation initiation factor 1-like. NCBI's taxonomy places the organism in Eukaryota, Metazoa, Mollusca, Gastropoda, Lepetellida, Haliotidae. Gene Ontology annotation, biological process: translational initiation. The transcript has 4 exons. Bases 123 to 470 code for a protein of 115 amino acids. The record is from RefSeq and is a predicted model, not a curated record. Gene Ontology annotation, molecular function: ribosomal small subunit binding; translation initiation factor activity; RNA binding. Gene Ontology annotation, cellular component: eukaryotic 43S preinitiation complex.